AUGACAUACAGCGCUCCUGCUUCCUGGGGGUGGGGGGAGCCCGGCCCCAGCAGCACAAUCUGGACAGGGCGGGCACUGCAGCCUCCUCCCGCAAAUCCCCGGGACCUCUUCUGCCGGCUCCAUCUCCUGUCAAGCAGCUUGGAGGAGCGGAGGGAAGCCCGGGCGAGGGCCGGGGCGCAUGGAAGCUAGAGGCGCCGCCGCUCGGCCACCAUGGACGGCUACCCAGAGCGCAGCCCCGAGGGUGGCAACAUCUUGGGUACCAACAGUGUCCUGGACCAUCCAGACUGGCUCACCCACCUUGAUUCCCGGUUGCGGAACCAGGAAGAGGAGCUGACCCUGGUGAAGUCAGCCUUGGCAGAUGCGUUGCGGAGACUCAGCUUCUAUGACCAGCAGAUCCCUCUGCUCAGGAGACAGGUGCUUGAAGCAAACUCCCUCACUUUAGAAGCCAGCAAUGACCCUACAGUCCUUUCACAAGACAAUGGUGCCUUCAGGAUCCUGCCUCCUGCCCUCUCCAAUGAUUCCAGUUCACCUGCCACCCAGCAAACAGGAGGCUGUACAGAGCCGCUUCCUGGAGCCAAAAGGAUGCCGGGGUCGAGGGUCACUGUCGGGACACAGACGGAGGAGUCAGCUACGCUGGUGCCGAGACAAGGACAAAGCCUGGUCAAUGGGCAUGACAGGGGAGAACCAGUCCAUGUCCCCACUGAUACAAGGGAAAGAGACUGCAUCGGUGGCCCAGCUAGCGGUGGUCAUCCAGACCUGAUUAAGAACUCCUUUGGAAUACAAGGUGCUGGUGUGGACCUGGGCUUUGCCUCGGAGGGACAGAGUCUUCCGAAGGAACUCCAGACCCAAAGAGAUGGUUGCUCCAUCCCCGAUGCUUGCUUCGAUGAAGCUGAAGACGUUGGAGGGUCUCCCUCCGAAGACAGCACUGAUAAAGUGACAAGCGUGGCCCGGUCCCAACCCUUGGCUCAGCCACUGGGGCAUGAGACACCAUCCCUCGGGUCUCUGUCAGAAGGGAGCAGCAACAGCAGCACCCCUGCCUCCCCAGUGCCAGCUGUUCAGAGCAUGAUGGUCAGCAAGAAAGAACUGCUGCGAAGAAACAGCUCUUCUGACAAGCCCACCAAAGCCAAGCAGCGCCUCACCAAAAAGGCGGCUUCCUCAGCAAACCUCUUGAACCGCUCCAGCAGUCUUGAGAACCGAAACAAGGAUCCCACUCUGAGUCCAGGGCCACUGAGCACCCGAAGGAUGAACUAUAAUCAAGAAAGACUUUCCGUCAAGAUGUUCCUGCGUGGCCGGCCCAUCACUAUGUACAUCCCUUCUGCUUUCUUGAACUAUGAUGACCUGCGCAUGGAGCAGCCAUCCGAGAAGCUGCAGUUGGACUGGGUCUAUGGUUACCGAGGUCGCGAUUGCCGUUCCAACCUCUACGUGCUGGCCUCAGGAGAGCUGGUCUACUUCAUAGCCUGCGUAGUUGUCCUCUACCAUGUGCAGAAUCGCACACAACGGCAUUAUCUAAAGCACACAGACUGUGUACGCUGCCUAGCUGUGCAUCCGGACAAAGUUCGCGUCGCUUCGGGGCAGAUGGCUGGUGUGGACAAGGAUGGCAAGCCUCUGCAACCCUUUGUUCAUAUCUGGGACUCAUCUACCCUUCUCCUGCUGCAAGAGAUUGGGCUGGGAAGCUUUGAGAGAGGAGUUGGAUCGCUUGCCUUCUCCACUGCAGAUGAAGGAAUGUACCUGUGCGUGGUGGAUGAGUCCAACGAACACAUGCUGUCCAUUUGGGAUUGUUCCCGUCCUACCAAGCUAGCUGAAAUCAAGAGCACCAACGAAUCUGUCCUGACGGUAGAGUUCAACCCACAAGACAGCAGCAACAUCAUCACCACCGGAAAAUCUCACGUCUAUUUCUGGACCUGGAGUGGAAGCAGUUUGACGAAGAAACAGGGCAUCUUUGGGAAAUACAAGAAGCCCAAGUUCAUCCAGUGCUUUGUGUUCGACACCAACAGUGAUGUCCUCACUGGCGACUCUGAGGGCAAUAUCCUGACGUGGGCCAGGGUGGCAGCUGAUGUCCGAACGCUGGGCAAGGGAGCUAAAGAGACGUACCAAAUCAGCAAGCAAACGCGGGCCCAUGAAGGCAGCAUCUUCUCCCUAUGCCUGUGCCAGGAUGGCACCGUGCUCAGCGGCGGUGGCAAGGACCGGCGUCUUGUCCAGUGGAGUCCCAGCCUCACCCUGCUCCAAGAAGUGGAGAUCCCUGAACAAUUUGGUGCUGUGCGUACUAUCGCCGAGGGCAACGGCGGGGACCUGCUAGUGGGAACAACACGAAACGCCCUGCUGCGAGGGAGCUUUGCAGACGGCUUCCGACCUAUUAUCCAGGGGCACACGGAUGAACUGUGGGGGCUGGGCACUCACCCUUCAGGAGACCUUUUUGUCACCUGCGGCUACGACAAGCAGCUCUGCAUGUGGGAUGGUGGGGAGCACACGCUCGCUUGGAGUGUCACCUUAGAGGAAACAGGGCUCUGUGCUGACUUCCAUCCCAGUGGGAAAGUGGUCACUGUGGGGCUGAGCACUGGACGAUGGGUAGUGCUGGACACAGAGACGCAGCAGGUCUUAUUGACCAAUACUGAUGGAAACGAGCAGCUCUCUGUAGUGCGUUAUUCACCAGAUGGGGAGUUCUUGGCCAUCGGCUCCCAUGACAACUUCAUCUAUAUAUACAGCGUGGAAGAAAGUGGGCAUAAAUACACCCGCUUUGGCCGCUGCACGGGACAUUCCAGUUUCAUCACGCAUCUGGACUGGUCCAAGGAUGGAAAAUUCAUUAUGUCCAAUUCCGGGGACUACGAAAUCCUGUAUUGGGAUGUGGCUGGGGGUUGCAAACUGCUGAGGAAUCGCUUUGAGAAUAAGGAUCGUGAAUGGGCUUCCUACACCUGCGUGCUUGGCUUUCAUGUUUUUGGUGUGUGGCCUGUUGGCUCGGAUGGCACCGACAUCAACUCACUUUGCCGAUCCCACAAUGAGCGGGUGGUGGCUGUAGCAGAUGAUUUUUGCAAGGUCCACCUCUUCCAAUACCCCUGUGCUAAGCCCAAGGCACCGAGCCACGAAUACGGGGGACACGGAAGCCACGUCACCAAUGUGCGUUUCACACACAAUGACGGCUACCUCAUCUCCAUGGGUGGCAAGGACACCAGCAUCUUCCAGUGGCGCGUGCUAGGAGGGAGCCUUCCUCGCAGCCGUUCCCUCUCUUCUGCCUCCAUCUCCUCCCAGGAUGCCGGGGCCAGCACCUGAAGCUGCAGGGCGGGGGGACAAGUACAGUGACUUCAGUCUUUGUGUGAAGGGUUCACGGGGGAGCGAUCGCCCAUUCCAUGACUGAUUCCUUGGGAUUCAGGUUCUGAAAUGGAUGGAGCCGUGGGACGUCGGGAGUCUCUUUCCCCUCCCAACAUGAUUUACUCGGGCUAACAAUGUGAUUCGCUUUAUUAACAUGGGGGUGGGGAGUAGCCAGAAUGAUGGGCAUUCCUGGGUAUGGAAGAACUGGCUUCAUGAAGGAAAAUGUCUGUGACAUUGUGUGUCAGAAGGUGGAGAGUUGUUAUCUCUUAAGUGGGAGGUUUUGGACGGAAGGGCUCCUUUGUGGAAGAGGAACCGCAGGCUCAAGGGUUGUUUCAGUGAACCCACCUGUACCCCUUCUUGACUCUGCUGGUAUAGCCUUGCCCUUUACACGCCUCAAAGCAUCUGCAUUCUGAAUGAUGGGGAAAUGCAAGUUGUCUCCAUCUCUUGGGCCCUUGUGCUUCCAUGGCUGCAGCUGCAACUUUCUGCACCUCGUUUACAUUCCUAGUGACUCUGUCAGAGGCCGGAGGGAGUGAGGGGAAGGCCUUAACACUGUGAGAGACGCAGAGAAAUAAACCUUUGCAUUCCAUA
Molecule: messenger RNA, 3891 nt
Organism: Heteronotia binoei (common prickly gecko)
Lineage: Eukaryota; Metazoa; Chordata; Lepidosauria; Squamata; Gekkonidae
Gene: EML3
Product: EMAP like 3
Biological process (GO): microtubule cytoskeleton organization
Cellular component (GO): mitotic spindle
Molecular function (GO): microtubule binding
Source: RefSeq, a predicted model, not a curated record